UGAUCUGAUACUGGUCUUCGUUGUCCCCUCCACCUGUCCGUGGGAGGGGCCCCGGUCCCGGUGUGUCUCAGGAUCAUUCCCUCGGGUUCCUGCCGCUGAUCCCUCUCAGCUGACGUCAGGAGAAAUGGCGGACCAGGAUGGCAGCGACACAUCUCCUCCGGAGUCCCAAGCAUCGUACUCUCACUUUAAGUCGGAGGAUGGCACCGUGUCUUCAACUACCCGUCCCAGCUCUGCGGGCUCUGGGCAGACCUACACUCCCACCCUGACCCCUACACCCACUCCUACACCUAGUCGCACCACCAACAGCAACAGCCCCAGUAACAAUGCUGGCACCAAAACAGACUCGCUGCUCUUCAACAAGAUUGACGAGAGACUUAGGUUGGCCCGUGAGCGCCGGGAGGAGCGUGAGAAACAGAAUGCUGCCAAGGAGGCCCAGUGGCAGGCCCGUGAGGAACGAGCCAGGCAGCACUAUGAGAAACACGUGGAGGAGAGAAAGAAAAAGCUGGAGGAGCAGCGGGUAAAGGAGGAAAAGAGACGGGCUGCCGUGGAGGAGAAACGUCGGCAAAAAAUAGAGGAAGACAGGGCUCGUCAUGAGGCAGUGAUUCGCAGGACUAUGGAGAAGGGCCAGAAAACCAGACAGAAGCCCAACCGUUGGUCUUGGGGAGGAACUCUGCAGACAAACACUCCCUGCACAACAGCUGAUGCUGACAGGCGCUCAGUGUCCACAAUGAAUUUAUCCAAGCAUACAGACCCUGUCAUUACCAAGCGCCUCUCUUCCUCCUCUGCCACACUCCUGCACUCACCAGAUCGAGGCUUACAGAUGAGAACAGUCUCCUCCCCUGUCAUAUGCAAAGCUCAGUCCAAACCCCACCUACAUCAGGGAAAGACCAGCCAACAGAAAAACACAGGAUUGCGCCGCCUUCCACUGACGCCAUGGGAGAGCAACAUGGUGAACCGCCUGCAGCAGCCAACACACUCCUACCUGGCCCGCAGCCGCAGUGCAGUGAGUCUGUCAGGAGACCAAUCAGCCAUGCCUGUGUGUCCUCGCUCAGUGUCCUGCCACCCCAUGGGCUCAAUGUCCUUCAAGGCCCUGCAGGCACAGCCACUGCCUCACUGUCGCAGCCAGGAGAGGAACCUCAGCAGAGACGCAGCUUCCUCGUCUUUAAACACCCCGCGCAGGAGGACAACCGGAACAACACAGCGGCAAAAAGACCGUGACAAUGUCAGGAAGUCAUGGAGCAACCUGACACUUCCAUUUGCUCCUGUUCUCUCAUUGCCCCCAAGCAAGCGCUCCUCUUCCCCGAUCAAGAAGAGCGGUAAAGUGACAGCACCCUCUCCUGGCAGACCUCCACAGAAACCAGUGGGGCGCCCUCCAACCCCCAAGUUACUAAAGUCUCCAGGGGCGGAAGAUCCUGGAAAUCUUCGUCCUGUCAGGAUCACACCUGAGAGUUCCCACCCUUCAACCCCCACCAGAGGAGAGGAGGAUGAUGAGCAGGUCCUCAGCCCUCCUCAGCCUCGACCUCAGCCACUGGGUCAGAACAAGAGCUCGAAUGAGCAAACGGCAACCAGUGAGAGUGUAAGCAGUCCACCAGCUCACAAGCCUUCAGCGGGCACCACAGACCCGGAGGAGGCGAGUCGUAUCCUGGCCGAGAAACGACGGCUGGCCCGCGAGCAGAGAGAGAGGGAGGAAGAGGAGCGCAGGCAACAAGAGGAGCAGGCAAGAUUAGCGAAGGAGGAGUUGGCUCGCCGAAAGGCAGAGGAGAGAGCAAGGAGAGAAGAGGAGGCUCAGCGCCAGGCCGAGGAGAGGAGGAAGAAGGAGGAGGAAGAGGAGAGAAAGGCAGAGGAAGAAAGACUUCGGAAAGAGCGAGAAGAGGCGGAGAGACUACAGAAACAGAAAGAGGAGGAAGAGGCUCGACAGAGAGAGGAGGCGGAGCGACUGAGGCAGGAGAGAGAGAGGCACUUCCAGAAAGAGGAGGCUGAACGUCUGGAGAGAAAGAAGCGUCUUGAGGAGAUCAUGAAGAGAACACGGCGUUCAGAGACAACAGAAAAGAAGGUCAGAAAUGGAGACAAUGCAGUGAACCCAGCCUCUCCUGCUGCGUCAGCAGCGACUGAGACGCCAACACACAAUAGUAACGGCAACUUAAGCCAACCAGAUCCCACCCCAAACCCCAGCAACACAGCACUGAGCCAUCCUGACCAGAGGGAGAAUGGGGAGUUUGAAGAGGUGCUUGUACUGCCUUCACAUUCCAGGUUGUCUCCUCCUGAAGGAGAGGAGGAGCAACAGCAACAGCAGGAGGAUGACAGAGUUCCUGUCCUAGCCUUCUCAGAGAAUGGUCUACUGAAACCUCUAAGCAGAGUAGAUGAUAUAUCAGCCCAGCAGGGAGCAGAUGUUGCCUGAUGCCCUGAUGCAACAUGACGAUUCCACACCCACAGACAUGAAGGAGAGGUCAAACAGAGAGGUGGAGAAGUACAGAGCUGUUGGACUGAAUCAGUAGGACAACUCUCAGCACUAGAUUCUUCCUUUCUUCCUCUCCUGUGACAGAAUAGCACUGUUCCCAAAGAUGGUGUCUCCAAACAUCUUGCAAGGGCAUCCCUGAGAGAGAUUACUCUUCCCUCAUCCUGCACUCUUUGAGGCAAAGCUUGUUUUUCUGUAUCUGAACAUGAUUACACUUGGUCAUCAUGUAUGUUCUGUGUAUAGCCACAGGUUUCCCUGAUUCUUAAAUGAAUGUCCUGAAAUCACAGGAGGGCAUUGAGUUUGUAUAGUCUUGUGAUGUGCGUGAUUGAGAGCGUGAAUGAGAAACUGACAAAAAUGUAAAAACUAAGAUCAGCUGUCAGUCAGCAGCUGUGAUACUUGAACUUUUUUGAACUAUUUUUCUGUAGACAGAUUGUGAUCAGUGAUGUGACUUUAGCUCAGGCUCCAAUCUAGCUUUGUUUAUGAAUUUUUGUCUCUAACUGGAACCUUAUGGUUCUUACAAGGUAAUAUUUCUACAGAAAUGUGAGAAAUAAAGUGUGCUACAGGAAUGA
Oreochromis aureus is the source of this 3024-nucleotide messenger RNA. It is a transcript of the gene map7b, whose product is annotated as microtubule-associated protein 7b. Bases 125 to 2398 code for a protein of 757 amino acids. Gene Ontology annotation, biological process: microtubule cytoskeleton organization. NCBI's taxonomy places the organism in Eukaryota, Metazoa, Chordata, Actinopteri, Cichliformes, Cichlidae. The transcript has 19 exons. The record is from RefSeq and is a predicted model, not a curated record. Gene Ontology annotation, cellular component: microtubule cytoskeleton.